Molecule: messenger RNA, 3672 nt
Organism: Astyanax mexicanus (Mexican tetra)
Lineage: Eukaryota; Metazoa; Chordata; Actinopteri; Characiformes; Acestrorhamphidae
Gene: tmem185a
Product: transmembrane protein 185
Exons: 7
Coding region: 222-1274 (350 amino acids)
Source: RefSeq, a predicted model, not a curated record
UUUUCUCAUUUUUUUCUCCAUUUUGUACUGUAAUUUGUCACAAAGAAAUGAGAACUAUGUGAAAACACUGACGCCUGCUGUGUGGGAGGGAGAAGAACAAGCGUCCAGUGAUUUCAGUUGUGUUAUGUCAACUAACGAAGCUUAAGAGAGUGAAUGACAGUUUCAUCUUUGUUACAAUAUAUAUUAUUGGUUUAGAAUAAUGGUAUGAAAGGGAGAGCGCCAUGAAUCUUCGGGGAUUCUUUCAGGAUUUUAAUCCGAGCAAAUUCCUGAUCUAUGCAUGCCUGCUGCUCUUCUCUGUGUUACUGUCAUUGCGGUUGGAUGGCUUUAUUCAGUGGAGCUACUGGGCGGUGUUCGCACCCAUCUGGCUCUGGAAACUCAUGGUCAUCAUUGGAGCAUCCGUGGGCACUGGGGUGUGGGCCCAUAACCCCCAAUACAGGGCUGAGGGGGAGACUUGUGUGGAGUUCAAGGCAAUGCUGAUCGCUGUGGGGAUCCACCUCCUCCUGCUCACCUUCGAGGUUUUGGUGUGUGACCGUGUGGAAAGGGGCUCACAUUUCUGGUUGCUGGUGUUCAUGCCCCUUUUCUUCGUUUCACCGGUCUCUGUAGCAGCGUGUGUGUGGGGCUUCAGACAUGACAGAUCGCUUGAGCUUGAGAUCCUUUGCUCAGUAAACAUACUGCAGUUCAUCUUUAUUGCACUACGACUGGAUAAGAUUAUCAACUGGCCCUGGCUGGUGGUCUGUGUGCCGCUGUGGAUCCUUAUGUCUUUUCUUUGUCUGGUGGUGCUUUAUUACAUCGUCUGGUCUGUCCUUUUCCUCCGUUCAAUGGACGUAAUCGCAGAGCAGCGUCGGACUCACAUCACAAUGGCAAUCAGCUGGAUGGCUAUCGUUGUCCCCCUGCUGACCUUUGAGAUUCUUCUUGUGCACAAGUUAGAUGACCAUUAUGACUCAGACUAUGUCCCAGUCUUUGUGCCUCUCUGGGUCUCCCUGGUAACUCUGAUGGCAACUACAUUUGGCCAAAAAGGAGGCAAUCACUGGUGGUUUGGCAUCCGUAAGGACUUCUGCCAGUUUCUCCUGGAGCUCUUCCCCUUUCUGCGGGAGUACGGCAACAUCUCCUAUGACCUUCACCAUGAGGACUCUGACGUGUCUGAAGAGAUACCUGCCCAUGAGCCUCCUAAAAUUGGCCCAAUGUUCCGCAAGAAGACAGGAGUGGUCAUCACGCAAAGUCCUGGGAAGUACUUUGUGCCUCCACCCAAACUGUGCAUUGACAUGCCAGAUUAAAACUUACUGUGUAUGAACACACAGAAUGAGAGAAGUGUAGUGUCAUCAACCGGCAUCAUUCACUUCAGGCCACGUACGAAUGACUGAGAAGUCCAGUCGAACUGACAUUUUACAUAAGCCCAGCUCCUGUUUGACAAAGGUAUGACUGAUUGGUCUUCAUGUUCAAAUGGAGCUCAAACCAAGGGGAUUUUGUGCGUGGAUUGCCGCUUGACUCUUCCCUGUGAUCAAAUGUCAUCUCUGUUCCACAGUCCUGUGCUCAGACCUUUCCUUAAUCUUGAUGUAUAGACCAACAAAUUCAGAGAUGAGAUGUCCUCAGUCACGUGGUUAAAAAAAUCAACAGGAGGUGAUACGUUUUUCCCCCUUAUAACCAAACCUUUCGGUCUCAGCUAUUUUGUAAGAAUGAUCUAGCGUAGUCAACAUAUGGCAAUAGUAUUACUAGACUGUCUAAACACUGUACUAGACUUUCCUGGGUAAGCCGUGCAUGACAUUGAGGCUGCUGUGUUCGAGAUGAGUUCCGUCUUCAUGGGAAGUAUGCAACGUAGCAAAGCCAAAGAACGUUAGCGUAAUAGUUUGAUUGGGUGAACUUAAAUGCUGUCAUUUUCCAGCAGUAGAAGGUCAGAGGGCUUUUUUCCUGUUACAUGUAACCACGUGUGAGGAUGGCAGUGAACGGUUGAACAAAUGAGACUAUUCUUUUACUGUCACUUUACCUUUGUAGUCGGUCAUUGUUUACUAGAACACCUCAUUUUGGAUAUACCAAUCAGCCAUAACAUUAACACAUCUGCUGUGCUUCUACACUUUACAUUUAGUCAGCUCCUGCACUUUUUAUUUUUUUGGAUGAUAUUGUCCCAGAAAUUACUGCGAUAAACUAUAUUGUUGUCAUUUUAAGACAAUUUAAAUGCCACAAACAUAAUGAUAAUAGAAUAGCAUAUCAGAGCAUUUAUACACUUUUAAUAACAACACAACUGUAAUUAAUCAUAGAUUGGAUAAUAUAUAUAUUUUUUUCUUUACCUACUGCAGUCCACACAGUGUAUGCAGUGUAUGGAGUUGCAGUUAUUGAAGCAUUGGUCAUUACAUGACUGGCUAAAAUACUGAUUACUGUUAUAUAUGUGAACAAACACAAAUAAAAACAAUAGACAAUAUCAUGAUGCUCAAAAAAUUAUGGAGGUACAGCCCAUUUAUUGUACGAUAUGUAGCUUAAUCAGGACGACACAGAGCUGGUAUUAUUUGGGUGGUGGGUCAUUCUUACCACUUCAGUGUCACUGACUUGACUCUAUUAGACACUCCUACCUAGCUGGUCUACCUCUUAGAGGUAAAGUCAGAGACAGGUUCCCAUCUGUUGCUGCACAGUUUGUGUUGGUCGUCAUGUAGUCUUUUAUCAUUGCCCACAGGCUGCUUCGGGCUGGAUAUUUCUGUUUGGUGGACUGUUCUCAGUCCAGCAGUGAUGCUGAGGUGUUUAAAACUCCAGAAGCACUACUUUGUCUAACCCAUUCGUACCAGCACAAGACACACUAACACACCACCACCAUGUCACUGUCAUGGAAGUGUUGACAAUGACCCACCACCCAAAUUAUAGCUGAUGUGUGGUGGUAAUGUGGUGUCCUGAUAAUUAAAAAACAGUGUGAAAGGACGAUAAUAAUGUAUGUAGAGAAGCAGGAGAAAAUAAGUCUGUAAUUAUUGAGCUACUAUUUAGUCAGUGGAGCUGAUAAAAUAGACAAUGAAUGUAAAAAAAACAAGGAGGUGGUGUUAAUAUUGUAGCUGGUGUUUCGGGUCAUUAGUGUCAUGAUCCGUUAUUGUGACAAAUGCAUAAGAUAUGUUUGUCUUUGUAAAGAAUUAAUAACUAAAACUACUCCUUUUUGUUGUUCCAUUUUAUGUUAUACAUGUAUAUUUAAUUUUAUUUUUGAUUUAUUUUAUUUUGAUGGAGUUGACCUGAAGCAGCACAAGCACUACACUAGCGAAAUUAUUAAACAUUUAGGCGUUUUGAAGCAUUAAACAUAACAUAUGAAACAUAUUAUUGAGAAAAGCCUUUGAACCAACUAGCACAUAGUUCAUGUGUUUUACAUCUAUAAUGGACCAUUUAAUGUGUUUCCAAGACUACAAUGUUAAAGAUAGCUUAAGUUGUUCUGUCGAACAAGUGAAGUAGACAUGUCCUGCCUAUAUGUAGGUAUACACUACAUGCAUACUCAGCUGGCCUGAGUGAGCAGCUUUUGUAGUUCAAUCUAGUGGAUAUGGACCAAUACUGUUGUGUAGGUUCUUGUGAGAGAUUUUUUUUUUUUGGAGGUGAGGGGAAUUGUUCUUCCAUGUUUCAUCUCUGUCAUUGUCAUUGUUAGUCAUAAAAGGUGUGAUAAACAGUAGAUACUCAUUACUGACUGACAUUAAAAUCAUUUCUCUGACAUUAAAA